GUUUGGCGAGUCGGUUGUAUACUAGCUACUUAGUAGUAGCUCGUUGUAGCUCGGCGUCCACAUGUGGGCGCUUGUUUGUGCGUCUUGGUCCACCGUCGCCCAACUUGAUGAUGAUGUUGUCCCUCCGACCGCAGUCUACUUGAAACCAACUGCGUCGUACUACCCGGAAGUGUCAGGUUUGUCAAACCCAUGUCGACUAGCAGGGUUGCUGACAGCGCGGAGAUGCGCAACCGUCAUCUCCAACUGGCACUGGCAGGUAAGUCAAACUGAACGAGUUGAACGAGGCACCUUGAACCUGCCUUGAGGAGAAAGUGUUACGUUCACUAAAUAGUCGUAAAAUGGAGUCCGAGGAGUCGAUACUACUUUCUUCAAGCUUCAAGCUCCAC
This is a messenger RNA of Rhodofomes roseus, 386 nucleotides long. RefSeq lists its product as uncharacterized. The coding region runs from base 62 to 304 and encodes 80 amino acids. The record is from RefSeq and is a predicted model, not a curated record. NCBI's taxonomy places the organism in Eukaryota, Fungi, Basidiomycota, Agaricomycetes, Polyporales, Fomitopsidaceae. The transcript is spliced from 3 exons.